GGGGAAACGAACGGCAGGUGAGCUUCUGGAGGCAGCCGGCUGUGACGUCUGUCGAACGAUCGAACCUCGCAGGUUUUUCGUUGCCAGGGAAACGCCCUGGACAUCAAAACUUAAGCAGGAUGGAGAAGGAAAAAAUCACAAUGAAAUCCAACGUUGCGGCUGCUAAUCUCCUGAGCGCGCUACAUUCUCUCUAUCAGUUUGGUCACUUGUGUGAUGUGACCAUUCACAUUGACUGUUUCGGAAGCCAAGAGGACUUUUUCGUUCACAGAGCUGUACUGGCAGCUUCCAGCAAUUACUUUAAAAGCUUGUUCCUCAAAGACAAGACGCUGAAAGCCGAGCAUUGCCGUGUAACGCUCCAGGAUGUUCGCGCCGAAGAAUUUGUCUCCUUCCUGAAGUUUGUCUACACGACAGAAGUUGAAAUUGAAGUGGGCCGACUGCACCGCAUGAAGGAGAUGGCCGAAAUGUUGGAAUGCAAAGAUCUUCUGGAGGCUUUGGAAGCCAUGAAUGUUGAGGGCCAAAAAGAGCUGGAUCUGAGGGUGUGUUUGAACAAACCUGAAAGGUCUCUGCGGCGCCAGGCUGAGCAAAGAGAUCAGGAACAGAGCAGUUUAUCACACAUUUUCUCAGCGCCUAUGAAGAAAAAUCUCUGGGACAGAAAGAAGCACGUAAAAGUGCCAACCAUCUAUGAGUUCCCUGGAAGUAAAUUCAGGCAACUGAACCAAGAUGGGGUAGCUCUUGGGGUGCCUGACGAUGAGGCAGUGAUGUCACCUGAACAGUACAAGGCAGAGAAGCCUAGGGCUCCCAACACAGGCAAUAGCACCCAAGUAGAAAACAAACCUUUAAACCAGGUGGGCUCAACCUGCAUAACGAACGAGGAGCUUCCUGGCGAGAGAAAGGAUCAAAGUGGGCUGAUUUGUAGCGGAACUCAGCUUCGAAAAUCACCACGCAGCUUAGCCAGAGUCUUGCCACACACUUACACCUGUGACACUUGCGACCGCUCCUUUCGCUUUGCCAAACAGUACCAGUCACACGUGAAACUGGAGCAUGGCCUGAAUCUAGACAGUAAGUACAGCUGCCACGUGUGUGGCCAGCUUUUUGCCAGCUGCCAAAACCUGAAACAGCACGGGCACGCUGUUCACAACAACGAGCACCGGAAAGACGUCAAUGAUCACAUCCGGGGAGCGCAGGAAAAGAAGCGGAAUCCCCAAAGGUGCCCCUUCUGUGACAAGGUUAUCAGCUCCAAAUUUGGCCUGACGAUUCACAUUCGAACGCACACAGGAGAGAAGCCGUAUAAAUGUGAAUACUGCCCGGCCAGCUUUGCUCAGAGGUCAUCCUUCAAUACUCAUGUGAGAAAAAUACACGAAUCUGGGCAAGUUCGGAAACGCCUGCCAGGUUGCUGGAAGACAGUGCCACCAGCAGACAAAGUUGACACGGCAGAUGGUGACUUUAAUAUUGCUAAGAAAGCACGUCUCGAGGUACCAAACCCUGACCCACCAAGAGAAUCUAGGGGGGGAAAAACCUGGGUGCUUGAAAGAGAAUCACAGAGUUUGGCUGUAGAAGCAAAGUCUGACUGUCAAGCAGACGGGCAGGAGCAGUGUGAUGAAUCUGGCUUGGAAAGGGAAAAUGUUGCAAUUGUUGAAGAAGAAGAAGAAGAAGAAGAAGAAGAAGAAGAAGAAGAAGAAGAAGAAGAAGAAGAGGAAGGGAAUCAUGGCACCAGCAUACAUGACAGGGGAGAUCACGAAACUCUCUGUUUAGAUGAGGACGAUGAUUGUUCGAAUGACCACCUCGCAGAAGAAGAAAACAAACUGAAUGACGAGCGCAAAGCGAGGAAAAGCAAUAAAAACACGGUAACCAAGAAAUCGGCCUACGUCAUCACGUGCCACGAGUGUGCCGAGAAAUUUGCCUCACGUAAAAAAUACGUCGACCAUUGCAAAGAUGUCCAUCACGCUUCGCCUGGGAAAGCCUAUCAGUGUGAUGUUUGCAGCAAGUCCUUUGCUAGUUUCAACAGCUGGAAGGAGCACAGGGCGUGCGUCCAUACAGAAGACAGGCAGUUUGCCUGCACACUCUGUGAUGCCACCUUUAAAAGGAAGAGGGACGUGAGAACACACUACGUGCGGAAGCAUGAAGGGCGAGUGAAGCGUCCCCUGUGCUCUGUGUGUGGCAAGAUCUUGAGUUCAAGGACGGCACUGGUAUUUCACAUGAGGACCCACACUGGGGAGAAGCCGUACCAGUGUGGCAUUUGCUUCUCGAGAUUUGCUCAACCGUCGCAGCUGAAGAUCCAUACAAGGUCCCAUACAGGCGAGAAGCCGUACGUUUGUGAGGAGUGCGGAGCAUGUUUUGCAGACAAAGGCAAGCUGAAUGGCCACAGGAGGACGCAUACAGGAGAGCGCCUCUUUAAAUGUGACGUGUGUGGAAAACAUUUUGCUACCAAUGAAUACCUAAAAUGCCACAAGCGCUGCCACAUGGGAGCCAAACCGUAUAAAUGUGACGUCUGUGGGAAAACGUUUGGACUGCGAGCCUCAUUAGCCCAACACAGUAAUGUUCAUGCAGAGAAGCCUCCUUAUUUCUGCGAGCAGUGCGGGAAGACCUUCACUCAGCAAGGAGCCCUGAGGCGCCACCAGCGCAUUCACACCGGAGAAAAGCCAUACAAAUGCAGGGCUUGUGAGAGGACCUUCACUGACAUGUCCACCUUGAGAAGACACGUCCUGGUCCAUGAUCGGAAUGCUCACUGGAGGAGUUUCUUAAUAGAUCUCACUAUCAAAAAGGAUCACAACUGGUCCAAAAUAGAGACUUUGUCUAAUAUCUGUAUGGGAGACGGCACUACACCUGUUUGGUCAAGUACGCAAAGUAAAGGUUACAAACCAGAAAGUGUGAGCGUCAAAAAGGCAGAACAUGUGUCAUGUAAUAGUAAUGUAAGAGAUUCUGACCAUUCCCUCAUGCAUUUAUAACUCUCAACAGGCAAGAUGGGAACACGGACGGGCACAGGCAUCUCUCCUGCAUUCUGCCUCUGCCCAAAAACUCCACAGGUAAGUCAUGCUUGUAGUUCAGCAUCCCCAAAAGGAAGGUGUGGCACCUUAACUCCUCAGGACUUUUUCAUGCAAGGCAUUAUUUUCAAGUCGUAGGGGAAGAUUUUGAUGGGGCUGAUUUCUUUGGGGGAAGGGGGUCUUUUGGCAGGCCAGCACAUCAGGAGAGCUGAUGUCAGUAGUAAAACCGAACAAGGAUGGCAGGGUAGAGAACACUUAUGUAACUGGUUUUGGCAGGGGCGUUUUUGGUAUUUAAAAUGUGCGGACUGUCUUCUGGGAUGGCUGUUAAGACAAAUGAUGAUGGUGUAACUGGGCCAAACUGUGCCCGGGGCGGACUCUGUGUUUUCUGCCCGCCCCCUCCAUGGGCCCUGCUCCCUCACAUUCCCUGCGGGGGGGCUCUUCCCCCAUGGCUCGCAAUGUCUCCUGGGUAGUGUAGUUCCCACCAGGGUGCUUUUUCAGCCUGAACUGAAUAGGCCGCUUUUUCAGCCAGAACUUUUUCAGGCUAAACUUUCAAGGUGAAGUGGAAGUGCAUGGGGAGGAAGAGGGAGCCGCAUUUUCCCGCCACCCUUUUGGUGUGCAGGUCCAGUCUUGUUAAGCACCACCACCCUGCACCCUUAUAGCUUCGCCUCUCGUGAGUGUUUAAUUGCGUUCAAGGAGAAUGGCAUACUAAGACCUGUAUGUCAGCCCUCCAGGAACCUGGGGCAAGGGGGAGAACCAAAGAAGGAAA
Molecule: messenger RNA, 3747 nt
Organism: Sphaerodactylus townsendi
Lineage: Eukaryota; Metazoa; Chordata; Lepidosauria; Squamata; Sphaerodactylidae
Product: GDNF-inducible zinc finger protein 1-like
Exons: 7
Coding region: 120-2945 (941 amino acids)
Biological process (GO): negative regulation of transcription by RNA polymerase II; regulation of immune system process; regulation of cytokine production
Molecular function (GO): protein binding
Source: RefSeq, a predicted model, not a curated record